Paraglomus brasilianum is the source of this 264-nucleotide messenger RNA. NCBI's taxonomy places the organism in Eukaryota, Fungi, Glomeromycota, Glomeromycetes, Paraglomerales, Paraglomeraceae. The record is from the annotation of a GenBank genome assembly.
AUGAAACAAGAGAGUGAAAGUCCUAACAUUGAAAAGUCUGAAGAAUAUGAAGAAUCCAAAAACAAAAAUGAAGAUGAAGAAAGUUUAAUGGAAGAUAACAGUGUGGAGACACAACAAAAGAACACUGAUAGAUCAGCUUCUGCCAUUUCAAAUCAGGCAGGUUGUGCAAUGCCUUCACAAAUAAUAUUAUUGAUACAGAUUCUCUUGGAUUAUGUUGGGAGAGACAAAGGAAGACAGAUUAAGAUGUCAAUUCCUCAUCUUUAA